AUGGGCGCCGCCCCCAGAUCUCCUGACCCAGGAGACAACAAGCACAAGAAAUCUUCUUCUGCUUCUCCCUAUACCACCACCACCACCACUUUCAUUAAUAAACCCUCCAAAUCCUCCAUUAAAUCCUCCAACACUACCACUGCCAACCCUAAGAUUCCAGCGCGUCAGCCUACGCCCGCUACUUCUGAUAAUAAAGGCGACAACGACGCCCAUUCGGCAUAUCAGAGUCCAGGUCCCGGGUUUAACCAUACCGUCGCGAACAUACCUGGUAUCGGAUUGGUUUACAACGGCGGACAUUCCAACCCCGUGCACGGCUUCAACCCAGCCGCUGGUCCUCAACCACCAGUGCAUCAUCAAACUCCUGGAAUUACUCCUCCUCAAGUCUUGCCACCGGGUUUUACCCAGAGCCCUUUUCAGUCUUUCCCUCAAUUUGGUCCUGUAAGCAACAACCAAACCCCAGCCAUGGCAUACACUACCGGCUCCAUGCCCAACCAGGGCCAGCACUUCCAGCCACCCGUGCCUGACACCACUUACGGUCCCAUCCCGCACACUUAUCAUCCCCGCUUCGAUAACAAGCCCUCUCCCGGCCAGUAUGUGAUGAUUGAAGGCCAGCUCUACGUUGUCGCUGCUGGUCCUCCUGGCCCUCCCGGCGGUGCACAAGUUCAAUAUGUGCCCAUGCAACAGCAGCCGCAGUCUGGUGUUGGCGCACCUAUCGUGAUCCAGCAAGGUUCCCAGCAACCCAUCUUCGUCCAAGGCCAGCCAGGUUUCCCCGCAGUUCCGAUGGCCGCCCAGCCAGCCGCAUUCCCUGCAAUGGUGGCUCCGCCCGGAACCCCGAUAGUCAUUGGAGGCCCCCCUGAUAUCAUGGCCCCCGGUUCUGCUCCGGACGUGAUGGGAAUUGGCAAGACCGCAACCGAGGUUCAGAUGGAACAGUACCACACAGCUCUGAACACCGGGGCUCUCGAGGGCCAGGACAUCGCCCCUGCCGAUCCUGACCCGUCCCGUAUGUACUAUUGCCGAGAGCUUGAUGGUGCAUGGACUCUGCGUAACCGUUUCUGUAUCGAUCACAUGGGUGACUGUCGUUGGUACGUCAAGCCUGGCGGUAUCUUUUAUGCCGUUCGCUUGGCCGACUGAAGGGUGUUUACUGGUAAGAUUCUUGAAUAUCUCGAAAUUGUAUAUAUGUUAGCUAAUAUAUCCAGGCAUUGCUCGGCUCUUCCCGCUUUUAUGCGAUACUUUAAUACCUUCUUCUACGAUGCGUUGUGUUUCUCGAUGACUUUUGUCCAUCGGUAGGCCCCUUUUCGUUCCCUAGCUAUAACGCCAACUGAUGUAUAUUACCAAGAUCAAAUGCUUCCCUGGCCUCUUAAUAGGGUCGCUAGAACACGGGUUUAAUCUUCAAGAUUAAGUGAGUUGAGACUGCCAACUACCAUCCAAAUUAAAUAAGCACUUGCUAA
Messenger RNA from Daldinia vernicosa, 1448 nucleotides. RefSeq lists its product as uncharacterized. The transcript is spliced from 2 exons. The coding region runs from base 1 to 1131 and encodes 376 amino acids. NCBI's taxonomy places the organism in Eukaryota, Fungi, Ascomycota, Sordariomycetes, Xylariales, Hypoxylaceae. The record is from RefSeq and is a predicted model, not a curated record.